GGGGGAAGACGACUGCUGUGGGUGUUCCCACCCCACUCCCUUCCCCAGGGGAUGGAAUCCACAUCUACCAGGAAUGAGGAUAAAAAGGGCAGCAGGAUGUCCCAAGCUGCAACUCCCUUGGAUGGAGGUCCGGUGAACAUGGGGAAGGUUUCAUUAUCCCGAUCUGAAGAAUUCCUGACCCGGAUCAGCACAGAACUCACCAAUGAGGCCUUGUUUAUCGCUGGCUGCCACAUGAACUCUGUGCCCAUCAAGGAAAAACAGACACAAGACCAAGGGACUCAGAUAUCCAAACAUGUGUUCUUCAAGACCCGAGGCACCGAUACCCGUUCUGACAGAAACCGUACCUGCACCAAGACACACCUCCUGCCAUCCUCUCGUGACAAGAACAUACAUCAGAGCUCCUCGUUCACAAGUCAUUAACACUUCAGUUUGCUGGAGAUGCCUGGACAUGAGCAGCAUCACACCCAAAGCCUCCCAGGUGUUCUGGAACCAUCUCACACCUCUCCACCCUCAGCUGGCAAGGACAUCACCAGAAAUCCAAGGCUUUAAUAAAAAGACAGGUCUUUCCCUCCUCCUAAACCA
Molecule: messenger RNA, 582 nt
Organism: Canis lupus familiaris (dog)
Lineage: Eukaryota; Metazoa; Chordata; Mammalia; Carnivora; Canidae
Gene: CDIPTOS
Product: putative protein T-ENOL
Exons: 6
Coding region: 52-420 (122 amino acids)
Source: RefSeq, a predicted model, not a curated record